Messenger RNA from Pelodiscus sinensis (Chinese soft-shelled turtle), 2734 nucleotides. The record is from RefSeq and is a predicted model, not a curated record. NCBI's taxonomy places the organism in Eukaryota, Metazoa, Chordata, Testudines, Trionychidae.
AAUAAAGCACACGCCAUUCCAGUAAUGGUCUGUGUUGUGUGGUGUAGGAUCCUUGCUGCUUGGUGGGAACCAGGAUAGAACUUUAAUCCGCUGUUCUCGCAUUGUGCCCCAUUGCCAUGCAUGGUGACCUAAAAAACUAACAGGGAGACCUGAUACUACCCUGUCUCCACAGCUGUCAGGUUUCACUGUGUAACAUUGCCCUUGUUCUAAAACUACCUUUAGUUUUGAAGGGGUGCAUCUGUAAGAGCUGCCUUUUAAAAUCCAGCUUGGAUUUAACAACCUACUUUGUCCAGAAAUGUGCCCUGAUUUGGGGGGGGGAGAUGCAUUUUAAAAUUCCUGCACUUCUAUGGCCUCCGUAACUGGCUCCCGUCCAGUUUCCUGUUUGACAUCAUGUGCUAUUUCACGGCUGCAGCUUUUACAACUGCUCUCAAGUGUAAUCUGAGCUGAAACGGGCCAACUUCAGCAGCUGCCUGUGGAGGAACUCUGUAUGCUGCCAUGUCUCUCUUUUCCUCUCGCGCACUCUUUUGCUACGAAACUUAGAAUUAUCUAAUUGCAUCUAGUCCGUGCAUGGGGUGUGGAGGACAGGAAAGAGAGAUCGGUGGAAAGGGCUGUUGAAUACUUUGUACCAUGCGUGCUUUUUUAAAAUAAGCGGUACUCUUUGCAGCAAACGCUGUGGAUCUUGCAGACAUCCCCCCCCCUCCGCUCGCUCCCUUCCACCAACUGCUUCAAGGCGUGCCGUUUCUGUUCUUCAUUUCUGGGAAUUGGAAACCAUGGACAAGAAACAAGAUCCCAGAAGAUCUUUUGAGUCUCCCAAGCAAGUGAAAGGCAAGAAAAAACGGGAUCUGAAAAUAACAUGUGUCCCCAUCAAGCAACCUGUGGUGAACCCAACGCCUCCAAGGAAUUUGGACUCCAGAACCUUCAUUACGAUUGGAGAUAAAAACUUCGAAGUGGAGGCCGAUGACUUGGUGACCAUUUCAGAGCUGGGUCGUGGGGCCUACGGAGUGGUGGAGAAAGUCCGACACGCGCAGAGUGGCACCAUCAUGGCUGUCAAGAGAAUCCGAGCGACCGUGAACACUCAGGAGCAGAAGAGGCUACUGAUGGACUUGGACAUCUCCAUGAGGACAGUAGACUGCUUCUAUACAGUCACGUUCUACGGAGCCCUCUUCAGAGAGGGCGAUGUGUGGAUCUGCAUGGAGCUGAUGGACACCUCUCUGGAUAAAUUCUACAAGAAGGUGCUAGAGAAGAUGAUGACGAUCCCCGAGGAUAUCCUCGGGAAGAUCGCUGUGUCGAUUGUGCGAGCCCUGGAGCAUUUGCACAGUAAACUCUCAGUGAUUCACAGAGAUGUGAAGCCUUCCAACGUCCUCAUUAAUAAGGAGGGACACGUGAAAAUGUGCGACUUUGGAAUCAGCGGCUACUUGGUGGACUCGGUUGCUAAGACUAUGGAUGCUGGCUGCAAACCCUACAUGGCUCCAGAGAGAAUAAACCCGGAGCUGAACCAGAAGGGGUAUAACGUGAAGUCUGAUGUCUGGAGUCUUGGCAUCACAAUGAUUGAGAUGGCCAUUCUCCGCUUCCCUUACGAGUCCUGGGGCACCCCCUUCCAGCAACUCAAGCAAGUGGUAGAGGAGCCUUCGCCCCAGCUCCCUGCUGAUCGCUUCUCAAAGGAGUUUGUGGACUUCACAGCACAGUGCUUAAGGAAGAAUCCUGCGGAACGAAUGAAUUAUUUAGAACUUAUGGAACAUCCUUUCUUUACCUUGCACAACACCAAAGAGACUGACAUGGCCUCCUUUGUGACAGAGAUCCUUGGGGAAGACUCCUAACUCGCCAGCCUCGCUGCCACGUACAGUCACUUCAAACCAAUGUCCUGGCUUCCCCCCAGAAGAGAAAACGAGGGCUCAUGUUCACGGUGGUUUGCACAAAUUGCCUCUCCCCUGCCCGUGUGCCUCUCCAAGCCAGACGGGCAGGGGUGUGCUCUGGCUUUUAUCACCUGUACACUGAAACUUACACAGCAAGGACCUUUGAAAUCGAUGCAUGGAGUGGCCAGUGCCGUUGCUGACUCAUCCAUGGGAUGGAGUGGGCUCAGGAGAUGACGUCCUGGUUCCAAACAUUCCUCCUCAGUUGCGUCAGGAGAGCCAGAUGCCUGGCAUCUGAGUUGAGGAGUCUGUUCCGUUCAAGGAUGGGGCAGGGGGAGAGUGAAAGUGCCCCCCUCCUGAGCCAUUUUGGCGAAGGGGCCAGAGAAUAUUUGCACUCGCUCCCUCCAUUGUGCGGCAGAGCCAAGAGAUUCUUUUUUGCACUCUCCAGUCUCCUUCUCUGUUCCUCCCAGGCCUGGGGGAGUGUGUCUCCUUCAGCAGUUGGGGGGCCAGGGGAUGCCUCCAUCAGAGUUCAGUCCUGUUCUGCCUUCCCUCAAGGCCUGCCCUCCCCACCAGGUACCAUGGCUGCGGGGAUCCCACGAGACUCUGUCCCAAAAGUGGUCUGAGGAAAUCUCUGCCCAGCUGCAGUUGACUGCUGCUUGUGGAAGAGGGGUGACACCAGGAUCAGACGUGUGUGUCAUUCCAAGGCCACUCGAUGGCUGAGGCACCUCCACCCUUGCCAGAACCCUGUUGGGGCAAACCCACACACAGGUCAGGUCUCCCUAGACUGUUACAGUGACCCCCAAAAGCCUGUUUUAACAAUCCCAGGCCCAUGGCAUUUGGGGGAGGGCUCCAUAUGCUGCCCCUCCCCCCCCCCCCAAAAAAAA